Molecule: messenger RNA, 1452 nt
Organism: Prorocentrum cordatum
Lineage: Eukaryota; Dinophyceae; Prorocentrales; Prorocentraceae
Source: the annotation of a GenBank genome assembly
CCUCUCCCGAUCCACGGAUCUGGCGACCGCGCGCCAAAUCCAUGGAUCGCGAAUCCAUGUUCGCGAGCCCCCGGUAGGAGGGCGUGGGCCGAGGAGGGUCCCAGCCAGGCCCGAUGGUGGUGCACAGGACCCCUGCGUGGGUGCCCUGUGCCCUGCAGUGUCCGGGUGCCGAUCUGCGAUGCCGCUGCCGGGUGCGCCGCUCCGACCGCACCGAGCACCCGCCGGCGCUGCGGGUAAGUUAGAGGUGCGCAUGCGCCUCAGGGGCGUUCCUCUCGAGAGAUCGUCGAUACGAUCAGCGAUGCGACGGGAGAGGGGCACGGCUUCUCUGGUCGCGGCGGGCCGGCGAGGAUCUGGCGGACAACGACGACCUGAGCUUGGCGCUCUUGUGCCGCUCCCGGCUGCCCGCAGAGGUCUGCAGGCAGGCGCAGCGGUCGCUGGGCGAGCGGCCGUGGACCCCUGGCCGCAUCGAUGCCGCCUGCGGCAGGUGGAGCGCCGGCGCUCCCGGGCAGCUGCGGCUGCUGGAGGGCCCCCCCGGGGAGGGCGCCGACGCGGGGGAAGUCCUCGACGCCCAGGAUAAGGCCAGGGUCGACGAGGUGAUCCAGGCCAAGGCCAAGAAGGGCCCAUACUCGGGCAGCGUCGCGGACCUCGACGAGGUCGUGUGCGAGAAGGCCGGGCCGAGGUGUGCGGCGACGAUCGCGGCCAUGGCGGCGCUGACGGGCGAGGGCAACCUGUCGAACGGCAGCCUGGCGAACGCCAGCGGGCCCGCCGAGGCGGCGCGCGGCAGCGCCGCGGGCUCGUCCGGGGCGAGCGGCACGGCCAGGAAGGUGGCGAAGAGGGGGAGCGGGAGGAACGCGAGCACCAAUGGCACGCUCGACGUCGGCGACGGCAACGCGAGUUCCACGGAGGCGUCGGCGAAGGUGUCCGCGUCGAGGGGCGCAGGCGCGAUGGGGAGCGGGCGCGCGAACACCAGCGGCACGCUUGACGUCGGCCUCGGCAACGGGAGCUCUCCAGAGUCGUCGGCGAACGUGUCCGCCGGGAGCGGGAACGGCAGCAGCGCCAAUGGCAGCUCGCCCUCGGAAGCCGACACUGCGUUCGCUGAGAUGCUGAAGGGCACAUCCGACGCAGAGGCGAACGUGUCUGCAGCGGCGGUCAACGCCACGCCGGGGAAUGUGUCUGCAACCAUGAACGCGACGGUCAACGGCACAGCUGACACGGGCUCCAGCAGCGGGAGUUCUCCCAACGCGUCCACGAACGUGUCCGCCAAUGUCUCUGCGAGGGCACCCGGCGUCACGCCGGGCGCGCUUGCCAGGAACAUCUCCGCGAACGGCACAGGCGGCGCCAGUCUGAUCAAAAAGUUGACUUCUCCCAACGCGUCCGCCAACGUGUCUGCGGCUGUGGCCAACCUUUCAGGAGAGGCGCUGGCCGAGAACUCCACGAUCGGUACAGUGGGAG